AUGGCGACUUCCAAUAUUCGUUUUUUGGUUCUGUCAGACACCCACGACUCCGCCUUCCCAUCGGAGCUUCCUCCGGCAGAUGUUGUCCUCCACUGUGGCGAUCUAACUAUGAUCGGCGGCAUGUCGAACUACAAAGCUGCCAUCAAAAGCCUUUUGAGUUGCGACGCUGAACUCAAGCUCGUGAUUCCCGGAAACCACGAUGUGUCUCUGGAUCCCACAUGGUGGGCCGACAAUGCAGAUGAAGACGACGAUCUCGAGGAGCCAAAAAAAGCGACUUAUCUUUUCAACCAAUCCGGAAUCAAUCUCUUGAGCGAAGGAUACCAUUCAUUCACUCUCAAGAACGGGCGUUCCUUUACUCUUUAUGCCUCGCCUUACACACCCGAGUUCAACGGAUACGCAUUCUCAUACGACCUGGGCAAAGCGGUCCGCGGUCCGACGCCAAUCUCCUCGGAAGUCGAUAUUCUGAUUACGCACGGCCCGCCACAGGUCCCAGGCGAAGACUACCGCCUCGAUCUCGACGGCAAGGGCGCCCAUUGUGGCUGCCCAAAGUUGUGGAAGGCGGUGCAACGCAUUCGCCCACGACUCCACUGCUUCGGCCAUCUCCACGAGGGCUACGGAUCCCAAGUGGUCGAAUGGCAUGCCGACGGGACACAAAGCAUUGCAGAUCCAGUCAUCAAGGAGGGGAAUAUCAUCAUGGUGCCAGAGAAGGAGGCACGCAACACAAUACUCGUCAAUGCAGCAAUCAUGGAUCACCACGGUGAAAACAACAAACCCUGGUUGGUGGACUACUAG
Colletotrichum paranaense is the source of this 792-nucleotide messenger RNA. Its product is annotated as metallophosphoesterase domain-containing protein. Gene Ontology annotation, molecular function: hydrolase activity. Bases 1 to 792 code for a protein of 263 amino acids. The transcript has 2 exons. Lineage: Eukaryota; Fungi; Ascomycota; Sordariomycetes; Glomerellales; Glomerellaceae. The record is from RefSeq and is a predicted model, not a curated record.